AUGCCGCCUAAUUUUAAGUUGAAGUACAAAGGAAACGUCUUCUGUUUUCUUCCGUGCGAGGAUGAGAAGUCUUCCAUGCUGGAAGAAUGUUCAAUCGGUCUUGAAACUAGCACAUCAUCAGAAAAAGUCCUUCAGCUGGCUUAUGAGUGGUACGAAGCCUGCAGUGACUCACACGAAUCCUGUCAGCGCUUGAGGUCUUCACCGAAGUUUGCUCCAUCAAGGCUCAUCGACAUCAGUUCUGGUGAUGACUGGAAACUCUGCUUAUAUCCACGGGAUAUACUAGACCCUCCAGACUAUAUGACUCUGAGCUACAGAUGGGCCAAGAACCCUUCGAUUGUUCUUUUGAACUCAAAUCUUGAAGACUUCCGAAGGGGCGCACCGAUUUCUCGCCUUCUCAAGACAUUCAGAGAAGCCAUCACUGUUGCGCGUCGGCUUUCAAUCAAGUACCUAUGGAUUGACUCGUUGUGCAUCAUUCAAGAUUCAACGGAGGAUUGGGCCCGAGAAUCACUCCAGAUGCACCAAGUCUACGCAAACUCUGCCUGCACCAUCCCGGUAACCGCUUCGGAAGGACCUGAUAAAGGGCUAUUCAGGAAGGCCCCAUGA
Molecule: messenger RNA, 603 nt
Organism: Fusarium odoratissimum NRRL 54006
Lineage: Eukaryota; Fungi; Ascomycota; Sordariomycetes; Hypocreales; Nectriaceae
Exons: 2
Coding region: 1-603 (200 amino acids)
Source: RefSeq, a predicted model, not a curated record